AUGACAACCACAACCGAUGAAAAAGUCGCCGAAGAGACGUAUAAGAAGCUGUGCGACGAGUUCCCGGACUGUCCGGGAUUGUACUCCGCCAGACUGCAGAUGUUGUUCAUGAAACCGGAACGCAAUGUUCUGGAGAUUCGAAAGGCCGCAAUGAGAAUGUUGAAGAUCGUCGACGUUGACGAGGUUUUCAAAUUUUUGGGAAAUGGAAGUCAGCACGACAUGAACAAAGUUAAGAAUGAAGAGUAAGCUAAGAUUAAGCUGGAUUAAAGUGCCGCACUUUCUAUCACGUCUGGUUGGAAAAAUUACGCUUGCAUUUGCAGAAAGAUGAAAGAAAAAGUCGCUCUUCUGAGCACGACCUACGGCAUCCUCGUGGAAACCUUAAUGGACGACUACCUCUCGAAAUCCUCAAAGACUUCCCCAGCUGAAUUCAAAAACAAUUUUCAAUUUGAGCCAGACCUGGGAUUCAACGAGGCUCCCGUUCAGAACGAAGGAAUCUGGGGACAGAAGGAUGGCCAACUUGAACACAGCAAAAGUUCCACAAAUCAAAUCGAAAAUGGGGCCAAAUCGGCUUCAGAGAGACGAAAGGGGAAUUUCCCAAACUUUGGAACAAUCGCCAAUGUCAUUGUAAAGUUAGAAGAGGCUAAACGAAGAGCAAAGAUUUUUGAUGGAAAAGCAGAGGGAACGCCUGCAAAGGUGAGCAAAAGAUAAUGAAAAGAGCAAGUGCGACGGACAAAUUUUCCUGUAAUACAAGGCAACAUAACUAUUCGACCUAUAGCCCUUUUGAAAGUUUAUGGCAUAGAGAACAUCAAGACUAAUCCGUAUUUUACAUUUUGAUUUUUCGACCAAAUUAUCGACCAUUUUUCAAAAACAAAGUUCUACUUCUAGUCCGUUCGUAAAGUCGCUGCAGUAAUUUUUGGCGUUUGCAUUGUGCAGGAAAAGUCAUGGUGCGGGUGAUAGCCCAAAAAAGUAGCCGUAUUUACCCCACAAAAAUAUUUUUAUUUAGAAGUCCCCUGCAACCGAGAUGCAAGAAAAAUCGAUUACUCUUCCUGCUGAAGAUUUCACAGUUCUGCCGGCGCCGCCCAAACAGAAUGUAGACGAAGACCUGGCUGAAAUCGACCGGCUCAUGGUUGAAUACAGUAAAUUCCCGCCCAAUCCACAGGACCUGGGGAUCUUGUCGAUCAAACAAAGUGUUUGCCAUGAGAAUUACGGGCUGGCCCUCGAUGACUUGACCGGGAUUCUGAGGAAACAAAAAUGCCAACGAGCCUUCAAAGCGGCGAUCCAGGUAUGGCAUACUGUAAAAAAUCAAAAAAUUCGGAUGGCUUUUCUUUGCAGAUUGCCGACAUUCUCGGAUGGACACAUCUCGCCGACCAAUGGAGAGACUCAUACAUCGCAAGAUACUGCAUUCCGAAAAGAAAUUUUUAG
Molecule: messenger RNA, 1422 nt
Organism: Bursaphelenchus xylophilus (pine wood nematode)
Lineage: Eukaryota; Metazoa; Nematoda; Chromadorea; Rhabditida; Aphelenchoididae
Source: the annotation of a GenBank genome assembly